This is a messenger RNA of Pyrus x bretschneideri (Chinese white pear), 1403 nucleotides long. Its product is annotated as probable protein phosphatase 2C 63. The transcript is spliced from 4 exons. The record is from RefSeq and is a predicted model, not a curated record. Gene Ontology annotation, biological process: protein dephosphorylation. Gene Ontology annotation, molecular function: protein serine/threonine phosphatase activity; cation binding. NCBI's taxonomy places the organism in Eukaryota, Viridiplantae, Streptophyta, Magnoliopsida, Rosales, Rosaceae. Bases 1 to 1152 code for a protein of 383 amino acids.
AUGCUGCGCUCGUGCUACAGGCCGCUCGAGCGCUGUCUGGGGUUGCGAUUUGGUGCUGGAGGCGGCGGAGAUGGGCUUUGGGACAUGGACUUGAAGCCGCACGCCUCCGGUGACUACUCAAUUGCUGUGGUUCAGGCCAAUUCGAAUUUGGAGGAUCAAGGUCAGGUCUUCACCUCGCCCUCUGCGACGUAUGUUGGUGUAUAUGACGGCCAUGGUGGUCCCGAAGCUUCUAGAUUCGUCAACAGCCAUCUCUUCCCUAAUCUACACAAAUUUGCGACGGAGCAAGGUGGGUUGUCACCAGAUGUGAUAAAAAAGGCAUUCAGCGCCACCGAGGAGGAUUUUUUGCGUUUGGUGAAGCGAUCUUUGCCGAUGAUGCCCCAAAUCGCUUCCGUUGGGUCAUGCUGCCUUUUGGGAGCAAUAUCAAAUGAUAUUCUGUAUGUAGCCAAUCUGGGGGACUCGAGAGCAGUCCUUGGCCGGAGAGUUUCAGAUGGUAAGAGGAGUCCAGUGGUGGCAGAACGCAUGUCCACUGAUCACAAUGUGGGAGUUGAGGAGGUAAGGAAGGAGGUUGAAGCACUACAUCCCGAUGAUUCUCAUGUUGUGGUGUAUACUCGUGGAGUUUGGAGGAUAAAAGGCAUAAUUCAGGUGUCAAGAUCUAUUGGUGAUGUUUAUUUAAAGAAGCCUGAGUUUAACAGAGACCCCAUAUACCAGCAAUUUGCGAACCCCAUUCCUAUGAAACGGCCAGUGAUGACAGCAGAGCCCUCAAUCAUUACAAGGAAACUGAAGCCACAGGAUAUGUUUUUGAUAUUUGCCUCAGAUGGCCUCUGGGAACAGCUGACCGAUGACGCAGCGGUAGAAAUUGUUUUCAAAAACCCUAGAGCUGGUAUUGCAAAGAGAUUAGUAAGAGCCGCUCUUCAAGAAGCUGCAAAAAAGAGGGAGAUGAGAUACAAUGACUUAAAGAAAAUCGAAAAGGGGAUAAGGCGACACUUCCACGAUGACAUCACUGUUAUAGUAGUCUAUCUUGAUGACCACAAAAGCUCCUCAAAACGUAAAUCUAAGAACAUCAUUCUUGGCUCUACCAGUGCGCCUGUUGAUAUUUUCUCGGUCAGUGAAGAUAAUCCGUAUAAGCAGGAUCUGCACAACAUGAUCUCGUGAAGCAAAGAAAACCUUUAAAUGGUUGAUACAGUUUGCAUAGUUUAGUUCAGUAGCUGCGAUUAUUGAAACCAUGUGAAUAAGGUUAGGUAUUUUUCGUUUCUGAAUUGGUUGCGGUAUUUUUCGUUUCUGAAUAGGUAUACAAGCAUUUCUGAAUGCAUACUGACAGCAAACUCCAGAAGUUUUUACCAAUUUUGUGACCUUUUUUCUCCUCAAAUAUUCUAAUGACAAGUUUUGCUCUAUUGCGUUUCUCA